Rotaria sp. Silwood1 is the source of this 516-nucleotide messenger RNA. The record is from the annotation of a GenBank genome assembly. NCBI's taxonomy places the organism in Eukaryota, Metazoa, Rotifera, Eurotatoria, Philodinida, Philodinidae.
AUGGCCACAGUUAAUUCUAUUGAAGAUGAAGCAGAACUUCAAAAAAUGUUAAAUGCAGCAAAAGAUCCUGACGAACGUAAAGUUAUUCGUACACGAUUAUUAGCAGUAAAGAAAAUAAAUAGUGAAAAACGUGAAAAAGAACGACUUCAACGUGAACAACGUCGCGAUGAAGAUAUCAAACGACGUAAUCAAGCUCAAAUGGAAGAAAAUAUGCAACGUAUGCAAGUAUUCGAAGAAACAGCAAAAAGUUUUGGUACUAAACUUGAAACACAAGCGGAUAAAUUAAAAGAACAAGCACUUAAAGAUAAACAAGCUUAUAUUGAAAAGGACCGAAAAGCUGAAAUAGCUCGUAUGGAAGUAGCAGCUAAACAGCAUAUAUCAGCUCACAUAGGAGAAGAUCGUAUUGAGGCAUUGACAAAACAACGUCAACAAUGGGCUGUUGAAGAUAGAAAUGUUGAGGAUAAAAAUCUCAAAGAUUUAUCAAAAUUUACAAAAAAUACAAUGGCUAAGGAAUAA